AACACAGCUUCAAACAUGUCGGCUAGUCAACUUUUGGAUUCAUGUAUCUUGGUUAACCGAAGGGUGGAACACAGACAAGAAAGAAGUGUAACACACACAGAGGUAACUCAAAGGAGAGUUUUGCAAGAACAGGUUCCAGACAUGCAGCAUUAUAAAGGUCCAGACGUUUCAACUCUCAACGACUCAGCGUACCAUACGCACAGUAAUGGUCACUCGGAACAUUCGCCCAACUCCAGUCAUAUGUCUGUACACAGCGACGAACCCUUAGUGCGCACCCAAAAACAGCAAACCACACAGCAGGUGACGACCGUCACCAAAGUCGUUAGGGAGGUCCAGCAAAUUGGGGAACAAUCUGGAGAAUACAUUCCUGUACCGUUAGGUUCAUAUCCUCACAGUUCGCAUUAUGGAGACUAUAUAGAACAACCACCUCAUCAUAUGUAUUCUCAGUACCAUCAGCAUCCGCAUUACCAGGAGUUUGACCAUUACCCAACAUCUUAUGGAGCCUAUAUGUACCCGACAGGGGCCGAACGGCCUGCCACUCCUCCUAGUCCUAGUGAACACAGCGCUGACCCUUCACCGUUGCCCAUGAAUGCUCAGCCUAAUACCGGUUACCUUGGUUCUGGGUACGAUGAACUUCCUGAACAUUAUAGGGUAACGCCAUCACCGGGAGGUCCAAUAGGAAUAGAUCCUUACCAGGAUGACCCAGCGGUCGUUUAUGGUUACGUUUCACCCUCUCCUUAUGGGACAGCACCCCUAUCACGUCCAUAUGUAGAUAGUUUAAAUGGCCCCGUUUCUGUGGCGCCGUCGUUGCGUAUGUUUGAAGAGGAAGACCUUCAGAAACAUAUUAGUAAAAUGUCGUUACAUGGCCAUAAUGUUGGCUUGCCUCAUGACAGGGUUCAUAUUUCUUCACCGGGCAGCGUAGUUGGGGACGAAGAUGGUCGAGGUAUGCGUUGGAGAGACCCCAACCUACCUGAAGUGAUAGGAUUUUUAAAUAAUCCAAAUAACGUGAUUAAAGCUAAUGCGGCAGCUUAUUUGCAACACUUAUGUUACAUGCAUGAUCCAAAUAAACAGAAAACCAGAGCAUUGGGUGGCAUACCUCCAUUAGUGAAACUUUUGAGUCAUGAAAAUGCCGAGGUUUAUAGGAACGCGUGUGGUGCUUUGAGGAACUUGUCAUUUGGACGGCAAAAUGAUGAAAAUAAACGCGCUAUUAAAAUUGCUGGUGGAAUUCCAGAUUUAAUAAAUCUCUUAAGGCGAUCUAGCGAGGCGGAAAUAAAAGAAUUGGUGACCGGCGUGAUUUGGAAUUUAUCUUCUUGUGAAGAUUUAAAAAGGAGCAUUAUAGAUGAUGGCGUAUUGACCAUUGUUACCUUUAUUAUUAUUCCGCAUUCUGGGUGGGACCACCAAGGCAACCACGGAGAAACCUGUUGGUCUACAGUAUUUAGAAAUGCUUCGGGCGUCCUGAGAAAUGUCAGUUCUGCCGGUGAAUACGCUAGAAAAAAAUUAAGAGAGUGUGAGGGCUUGGUAGACUCGUUAUUGUUUGUUGUGCGCUGUGCCAUAGAAAAAUCCAACAUAGGUAAUAAAAUUGUUGAAAACUGCGUUUGUAUUUUGCGGAAUCUGUCAUACAGAUGUCAGGAAGUGGAGGAUCCUAAUUACGAUAAAAAUCCUUUACCCACGCAAAGCAGAGUAGCGGCUAGUAAUUCAAAAGGGGAAAACUUGGGCUGUUUUGGCGGCAGCAAAAAGAAAAAAGAUGGCAACUCGUCAGAAAGUAAAGAUAACAAUUUCACUUCGUCGAAUUCGACGGGUACCACAAGUGCAGCUUCUAGAGGCGAACCCGUUCGAGGAAUGGAACUUCUUUGGCAGCCUGACGUCGUUCAAUCCUAUCUCGCUCUUCUGCAGAGCUGUUCAAAUCCAGAAACGCUGGAAGCAGCUGCAGGAGCUCUUCAAAAUUUGGCAGCUUGUUACUGGCAGCCUAGUAUAGAAAUUCGAGCGGCAGUUCGAAAAGAAAAAGGCCUACCUAUUUUGGUGGAGUUAUUGAGAAUGGAGGUAGAUAGGGUAGUAUGCGCGGUGGCUACGGCUCUGAGAAAUUUAGCCAUCGAUCAGCGCAAUAAGGAACUCAUCGGAAAGUACGCGAUGCGGGAUCUCGUCCAAAAAUUGCCUUCAGGGACUCCACAGCAUGAUCAGGGAACUUCUGAUGAUACUAUUGCAGCUGUUUUAGCUACUUUAAACGAGGUGAUAAAGAAAAAUGCCGAAUUUUCAAGGUCUCUGUUAGAGGCUACCGGCGUAGAAAGACUGAUGACCAUAACAAGGCAACGACAAAAAUAUACCCCUAGGGUACUGAAAUUUGCAGGGCAAGUUUUGUUUACUAUGUGGCAGCACCAAGAACUUCGCGAUGUUUACAAAAAACAUGGAUGGAAAGAACAAGAUUUUGUGACAAAAACCGUGGCAGCUCGAAAUGCAGGUCCCAAUUCGCCAAACAACGCCAAUAGUACGCUCAAUAGACCAAUAUCUUCACAGAGUGGUACGCGCUAUGAAGACAGAACAAUGAAGCGGUCAGCACCGGGUGCUAGAGGUCCUGUUUUUAGAGAUGACAUACCAAUGGCAGACAUGGCGUAUCCAGAGAACGCACCCAUAAUGGGUCGGUCUUAUCCUUCUGGUUCUAACCCACCUCCUCCGGAACCACUUUAUGCGCAGGUAAAUAUGGAGAAAAAGCGCAACAGACAGCCCAGUCUAGGCAACGCCAGUUUAAACCACUUGAGCGAUGGGGAUCAAGCGCAAUCCGGCCAGGGUCAAGCCCCUUCACUUAGCGUGCCUCCUGGAAAGGACUCUUGGGUCUAAAACAAUUCUUACAAAGUCAGAUCUAAAAAUGUUCUUUGUUUUAUCUCAUUAAAUAAGGAUGUGUUGUUAUGGACCUUUUUUGUCGCGUUUAAGUGGCAAACUAGGGCACGACGAUUAUUCGAAUAGUGGUGCAAUUUUAGUUAGAUAAAUAUUUUUCCGGAUUUUUAUAUAUAUAUAUAUUUUUAGGAUAUUUUUUAUUUUGUAAAAUAUUAUAAUGAAUGUUUUAAACAUGGAGAAUGGACAUAAUUAUUUUAUUUUUAGGCUUGACGACCAUUUGAUGGUUCAAUGAGAAGUUGUUUUGCCAUAUGUUAUUUUUGUUACUUUGUGAGAGAAUAUUUUUAGAUCGGACUUAAACAUUGUUAUAUAUCAAUGUUUUUUUUUCGAUCGUAUGUUGAGAUAUAUAAUGCACUGAUUCAUAUUAAAUAUAUAUAUUUAGUUUAUGGUUUACUGUGAUUAAGCUUCAAAAAGAAUAAAAAGCCUGUAUAUAUUAUUUUGGAUUAAAGUUCGUUUUUACGAUAUUUUUUUUAUUAUACAAUUUAUUUGGAUGGAAUGAUUUAUUAUAUACUUAAAUUAUAAUCGUAUAAACACAUAGGUAUAGUAAAAAACUGUUCUUUUUUUCCUUUAAAUUAUAUUUUAUUUUUAUUUAAUGACUUUUUAUUAUUAACAUUUAAUCAAAAUGUCUAUUUGAACUAUUCAACAUUACCAUAGUCAAUUUUAAUAUUGUUUAUAAUGAAAUAAACCUAUUAUAACUUGAACAUACUUUUAUUGAAGUAGAAUUUUUUUCUAACGUUAUAAAACUAGUUAAAUAAAUAAAUAUAAAAUGUAUUAAACCAUUUCAAUUGAGCAAAACGCAAAGUGGCGAAAAAUAAGGACAAUUAUUCUUGUACAUAAAUAUAUCUUUAAGAGGUUGUAUAAGUAAAGUUACCAAAAAUAUUCCUACAUUAGAAUAGCUUCAACUUAAUACACUAAAACUUAUUUUAAAGCGUAAAUUAAGACUUAUUUGGUAACAAUGUUUAAAAUUACUCAGCCGAAUAACAGUACAUUUCUUUUAAAAUAUCUGUUAUCUCGAUAAACCUAACGAUUUUUCCUAAUAAUGAUGUCUUAAAUAAUAUGGAUUAAUAGAUUAAUUUAAUGAAUCGGAAAAAAAAUAACUCAAAACGUAGAUUUCAUAAAUUUUUCUAAUAUGUAUAACUAAACCUGUAAAAACUCAACUAUAUAGCAAUGAAAACGAUGGUACAGCAAGCGAAAAAAAACUUUUUGGUUUGAGGUUUACUAUGUCUAUAGCUGUUUUUGACAAUAAGUGAUAAUGUUGCUACUUUUAAAACUUUUUAACGUUCUGCGCAAACGUAGUUAUAUUUUUCUUUUCAUAGUUAUGCAGUGGUUUUAACAUUUAAAAAGAACUUGAGGGAAAGACAUAGUAGAGCUCAAAUGAAAUUUAUAUUUCCACUCCUACUAUGAUGUCGUUUUCAUUCGAUAUAACAGUAUAAAAGGGAAAUUAAGUAAGAAGAAAUAUUUACAUUUAAGGGAGGAC
Molecule: messenger RNA, 4363 nt
Organism: Sitophilus oryzae (rice weevil)
Lineage: Eukaryota; Metazoa; Arthropoda; Insecta; Coleoptera; Curculionidae
Gene: p120ctn
Product: catenin delta-2
Exons: 12
Coding region: 16-2832 (938 amino acids)
Biological process (GO): cell-cell adhesion; cell-cell junction assembly
Cellular component (GO): cytoplasm; adherens junction; plasma membrane
Molecular function (GO): cadherin binding
Source: RefSeq, a predicted model, not a curated record